GAGUGGAGUGGGCAGAGAGAGGGGCAGCAGCAGAAGACAGCUCUGCGCUCUCAGCCCUCGUCUGCUGUGUUCUGAUGUGCGCUGCGCUGAGAAAAGGAAGCACGACUCUCUUAUCACGUCACUCUGUGUUAAGGAGUUGAGCAGGAAACAGCCUUUCCUCUUGGAUUGUCGCAGUAGGACAAAACAGGAUAUUUUUUUCCUUACUCAAUGCACCCCUCGGCACAGAAGACGCGGAAACCGGCCAGAAGGAAAAAUGCCUCCUUCGGAGAAGAUAGUUGUUCUGAUUUUCGGCGUUCUGGUGCUGGAAUCGUCCUGGAAUGCACAACACAGCCCAUGGCUUGCCAGCGCGCUACAGAUCCAACAGGCGUUCGCCUCUCCAAACCAGACCAAUAACUUUGUGGUGGAUGAGGUGAGUAGAAAAGUCUACCUGGCUACGGUAAACAUGGUCUACCAGCUUAACAGGACCCUGAGCGUGGAGGUGGAGAAGAGAACAGGGCCGGUGGAGGACAACCUGCUGUGCCAUGCGCCGCAGCUUCCCCAAGCGCCCUGCGAGCACCCCAAAUCCCUCACUGACAACUUCAACAAGCUGCUCGAGCUGGACCGGGAGCAGGGGGUGCUGGUGGUAUGCGGCUCGGUGUACCAGGGCUUCUGUGAGCUCAGGAAGAUGGAAAAUAUAUCUCAGAUAGCGGUGGAGUUUCCCCCUCAGGGCGAGAAGACCGUGUUCCCCAGCAUGCUGAAUAUCGCCGCGAACCACCCCAACGCUUCCACCGUGGGGCUCAUCUUCAGGAGCCAUGGGGGGAACACCCGACUCCUCGUCGGGGCCACUUACACCGGCGUCGGGACCACGUUUUUCCCCAAGAACCACAGCAAGGAGGACCUGCGCUUCGAGAACACACCCGAAAUCGCCAUUCGGUCCCUGAACAUCAAUGAUUUAUCUAGGCUGUUCACCUAUGACAUCAACCCGUCCGAGGAUAACGUCUUCAAGAUCAAACAGGAGGUGAAGCAGAAGAAUAAACUAAACUUUGUCCAUGCCUUCAUUCAGAAGACCUAUUCUUAUAUUGCUAUCAACAACGACGCGAAUAUGGGCCACAAGGAGAGCCAGCCGAACAGCAUCCUGGCCAGGAUAUGCCUGGACACCGAGAACCCCAGAAAAUCCACCUCAGAGAGCCGUAAACUCACUGAGUCCUUCAUCCAGAUGCCGCUCCAGUGUGGAUAUAACGGGAACAUCUACAACCGUCUCGUCUCCGUUCACCCCGCGGAGAUCCACUCGGGGACCGGAGAGGGGCUGGAGUCGUACCUGUUCGGGGUGUUCACCAAAUCAGAUAGAAAGUCUGCCCUGUGUGCGUUUCGGUUCUCAGACAUCGAGGAAGAGAUCCGUCAGGGCCGGAGGAACUGCUCCAACUCCCCCAGCAGCGAGGUGCAGGUGCUGGACAGCGUCAUCCAGGGCUCGGGCGCAGCGUGCGUACACAAAGGGAAUCUGGUGCUGCAACCGGAGCAGCUGGACUGUGGAGCGGCCCACCUGCAGCACCCACUGGCCCUACAAAGGCCCUUGAGGGCCACACCCCUGUUUGAGUCUCUGGGCCUCAGCUCUGUUGCCGUGGACAAUGUACAUCACCACACUGUGGUGUUUCUGGGCACCAGCACCGGACGACUGCGCAAGCUGACCCUCCUGAAGAACCUGACCGUGGCCAAUCAGUGGUCUCUGAAGCUACCAGCCGGCGAAUCAGUGCACCACAUUAUGACCUUUGACCCCAUAGACAGGAACUACCUCUACCUUAUGACUUCUCACCAUCUCCUGAGGGUAAAGGUAGCAGCAUGUAGCCAGUACAGAACAUGCAGUGACUGUCUGGGGGCCGGCGAUGCACACUGUGGCUGGUGCACACUGGAGAGCAGGUGUUCCAUCCAGAGGGAGUGUGCCUGGGGGCCUCUGGCGCGCUCCUGGAUCGGGAUGGGCGAAGGUCCCCAGCAGUGCCCCUCCAUGACCCUCACCCCCCCAGAGAUCAGCCUGUCCACUGACAUCAAGGAUGUGGGGAUUCUGAUAAACGGCAGUGUCCCUGAUCUGGUUGGUUCGCGGGUGGAAUGUGAUUAUGGAUUGGGUGUUGCCACGGCAGCCACGGUGCACCUGGACUACGGCCCAGCCCAGAUUCAGACCUGCCCCCUACUACCUCGGGAGAGGUACCCCAACAUCCCCCCUGGCAGAGAUCACUUGACUGUUCCCGUGGCGAUAAAGGUGAACGGCACAUCCGUGGUUUCCGGGAGCUUCGUCAUCUAUGAUUGCGAGAGGACAGGAGCGAUACACACGAAGACUGCAUGUAUCAGCUGUCUGAGCACCAGGUGGAGGUGUUACUGGGACCAGGACAGCCACUCUUGCCUCUCCUCUAAAGAAGACUCCAAACAUAGCCUGCUAGAGAAUGCUACUUUCUGUCCAAGUCUUGUGGCAGAGAAUGUUGCACCUUCGCCCUCGGGGAUGACCCAGAACUUCACCCUGUUCCUAGACAACGUGGUACAGGGGGAGGAGCUAGAGUGUGACUUUGGGAACGAGCAGCGGUAUGAUUCCCGAUGGCUGGAGGACAGCUCAGGGAUCAAGUGCAGUGGAGUGACGCUAACCACUGUGGAGAAGAGUCAGGUGUUUCAGCUCAGUCUGCGUAGAAAGGGACACCUGGACAAAUACAUCGACAGCCCUAAACCCGUGACAGUGGAGGUGUAUAACUGUGGGGUGGGCAAUGGGGACUGUUCUCAGUGUUGGGGACGUGAGAACCUGGGACAUCUGUGUGGCUGGUGUGACAACAGCUGUAGACCCAGGAAUGACUGCCAGUAUAUGAAUAGCCAGUGUCCUGACCCCGAGAUCACCAAGAUCUCCCCCCAGAGUGGGCCGUUGGAGGGAGGUACCCUGCUCACGGUGCAGGGUAGGAACAUGGGGCGCAGGGCUGAGGUAGUGGAGGUCUCCAUCGGGAUGUUCCCAUGUACAAUCAUUCCUGACCAAUACACUGUCUCUGUGGAGCUGGUGUGUGUUACUGGGCAGGCCAUUGAUCCCACAAAGAAUUUUGUCAGAAUUACUGUGAACCAAAAAGCAAUGGCGGUGUCCAAAGAGGCCUUCUCAUACUUGGUCCCCAAGCUGCUAUCCAUGGAGCCUAGAAAGGGCUCUCGUUCUGGGGGAACCAGGGUUACCAUCAAGGGGGAGCACCUGGACACUGGCUCCCAGAUCAGAGUCAAGGUCAAUGGUACCCAGGAAUGCACCAUCCUCACGCUAACUGAAGACACCAUUGAGUGCACCAUGCCUGCGGCCCUGCACACACACACUGAGGCGGUGUCGGUGUGUGUGGAGUUUGAAUACAUACCCUGUCAGCGCUCUGAGCUCCUCACCCAGUACAUUUACGAGAAGAACCCCAGCAUCAGCUACAUCAAACCUAGACAGAGCUACCUCAGUGGCGGUCGGACCAUCACAGUGACGGGGCAGGGUUUUGACCUGGUUCAGAGCGUCACUAUGGAGGUGCUAGACAUCGGGCAGGCGGCCUGUAAGGUGCAGCCUCCCUCCAUGAUUACAUGCUCCUCCCCCACCUCUAGCCAAUCUCAGCAGGCCACGGUAGAGUUCUUCCUGAAUGGAGUCCUCUACACGGGAGAUAGCCCAAUCUUUUAUGGCCCAGGCCAGGAGGAAGAGGAGGAGCCACAUGGAGGUCACUUCCUGUUGGAGUACGUGGAGGACCCUCAAUUCUUCACCGCCAACAAGGAGAAGCUGAUCAAGCACCACCCUGGGGAGCCACUCACACUCAUCAUCAACAAAGGACCGAGCAAUCUGGAACUGGCGCCGGAGGAAUACUCAGUAAUGAUUGGCUCCUAUCCCUGUGACAUCAGCUUCCAUAACGACCAGCUGUUCCACUGCAGCAUCAACGGCUCGCUGGGCUCCAGUGAAGGAGAACUGCCUGUCACCGUGCAGGUGGGUAACUUCCAGAGGAUCAUAGCCAAGGUGCAGCUGGGUGGUAGUGAGCUGGCCAUUGUGGUGUCCAUCGUGGUGUGCUGCGUCCUGUUGCUGCUGUGCACUGUGGCUCUGGUGGUAUACUGUACUAAGAGCCGGAGGGCGGAGCGCUACUGGCAGAAGACUCUGCUGCAGAUGGAGGAGAUGGAGUCCCAGAUCAGAGAGGAGAUCCGCAAAGGCUUUGCAGAGCUGCAGACAGAUAUGACAGACCUGACUAAGGAGCUGAACAGUAGCCAGGGAAUCCCCUUCCUGGAGUACAAACAGUUUGUCACACGCACUUUCUUCCCCAAGAUGUGUUCAGACUAUGAGAGGAGUCUGGUCCAGCCCGUCUAUGAGAACAACGCCCUCGGUCCACGAGCCCUCCCUGAGACACACCCCCUUCUGCAGGACUGGCAGCCCUCUAACACAGCCAAGCCUAACAUGGAAGAGGGCAUAACUCUCUUCUCCACUCUUCUCAACAACAAACACUUUCUGGUUACCUUCGUCCACGCGCUGGAGCAACAGAAGGACUUUGCCGUACGCGACAGGUGUAGCCUGGCGUCCUUGCUCACUAUCGCCCUCCAUGGUAAACUGGAGUACUACACCAGCAUUAUGAAGGAUCUGCUGGUGGACCUGAUCGACGCCUCGGCCGCCAAGAACCCCAAGCUGAUGCUGCGACGCACAGAGUCUGUGGUGGAGAAGAUGCUCACCAACUGGAUGUCUAUCUGCAUGUACAGCUACCUCAAGGAGACAGUGGGCGAGCCCUUCUUCCUGCUACUGUGUGCCAUCAAGCAGCAGAUCAACAAGGGUUCUAUAGACGCCAUCACAGGGAAGGCCCGGUACACCCUCAACGAGGAGUGGCUGCUCAGAGAGAACAUCGAGGCCAAGCCACAGAACAUCAACGUCUCGUUCCAGGGCUGUGGGAUGGACUCUCUGGCCGUGAGGGUGAUGAACACAGACACCAUCUGCCAGGUGAAGGAUAAGAUUCUAGAUGCCUUCUAUAAGAACCUGCCCUUCUCGCAGUGGCCCCAGGCAGAGGACGUAGACCUGGAAUGGUUUGCGUCUGGUAGUAACAGCAGGAUCCUCCAGGACCUGGAUAACACUUCAGUGAUGGAGGAUGGCAGGAAGAAACUCAACACAGUCACGCAUUACCAGAUCCCAGAGGGGGCGUCGUUCGCCAUGAGCAUGAAAGACAAGAGAGACAACACCCUGGGGAGAGCCAAAGACUUGGACACAGAGAAAUAUGUCCAUUUGGUCCUGCCUCAUGAUGAGCUGUUUGAGAAUAAGAAGUCCCACAGACAGAGUCACCGUAAGAAGGUCCUCCCUGAGAUCUACCUGACACGCCUCCUCUCCACCAAGGGAACAUUGCAGAAGUUCCUGGACGACCUUUUCCAGGCCAUCCUCAGUAUUCCCGCAGAGCGUCCUCCACUGGCCAUCAAAUACUUCUUUGACUUCCUGGAGGAGCAGGCAGACAAGAGGGGCAUCACCGACCCCGACACCCUGCACAUCUGGAAGACCAACAGUUUACCUUUGCGUUUCUGGGUGAACAUCCUGAAGAACCCUCAGUUUGUGUUUGACAUUGAUAAGACGGAUCACAUGGAUGCAUGUCUGUCUGUCAUCGCCCAGGCCUUCAUAGACGCCUGCUCCAUUUCAGACCUGCAGCUGGGCAAGGACUCUCCCACCAACAAGCUGCUGUAUGCCAAGGAGAUCCCAGAGUACAAGAAGAGGGUGCAGUGCUACUACAAGCAGAUCCAGGAGAUGGCGCCACUGAGCGAGCAGGAGAUGAACGCCCACUUGGCCGAGGAGUCACGGAAAUACAGAAACGAGUUCAAUACCAACCUGGCCUUGACGGAGAUCUACAAAUACGCCAAGAAAUACAGAAACCAGGUGGUGAGUGCUCUUGAGUCCAACCCCACAGCGAAGCGUACUCAGCUGCACCACAAGUUUGAGCAGGUCAUUGCUCUGGUGGAGGACAACAUCUAUGAGUGCAGCAGUGAGGCCUGAGUCCCCCUCCACCCAGAUUCCAGCCUAUUCCCCCUGGCUGCCUCCACCCUACCCGGGGUCCAAGGACCUAGGAAACCCCCAGUCCGUCUACCCUCCACAUAUUCCUUCUGUUUAUAGAGCCCAAAGACGGAAAGGAACUCUUUGCUUUAAGAAAGAUUUUGCUUUAAGACUGGAAGCGAUGUCAGCUUGAGCUUUACUGUACCACCCCUAACCCAAGACUGCCUUAGAAACCUGAUUGGGAGCACUGUACCAUGGAUUAAGAAAUGUCCUAAGAAACGUACCUUGUAUUGAGCAAUUGCUUUAGAUACCGAGAAAUUGAUACCCACGUCCCUUAUAUCAAAUAUAGAAUCUCUGGAUCCUCCCUUUUGACUGUGUUGACUCUUCUAUUCACACAUGGAUAUAACCCCAAGCUGGUUUCCUGCUUAUUCACACCUGGCUUAAAUCUCACUCUGGUUUCACACUGCUUUGACCUGAAGCAUAGUGGAGUUAGAGGAGGCACUUGGAGAUGGACCUCAUUCUGGAUGACGUCACCGCCUCUGGGACCUGGAUCCCCGGCAACCAUCUUACGCACUGACCCCCUUUUUCUAGGGGGAUGAGCCAAUGAUGCACUGUACUGUAUGAUACAUGUCCAUAGCAAUAUUUAUAGCUGAGUUAUAGCUUUCUGAGUGGCCUGUUCAAUGAUAUGUGAAUGAGAAACUCCUCCCAUCUUCUUGUAACCUGCACUGUUCUCAGGUUUGAUUGGUGGAAUGGGCAAAGAACUCCACCGGUGCUUUGAACUACAAGUCCCAAUGGGCUUUGCAAGUUGGUGAUGGGUUAUGGAGGAGUAGAGAGUAUAAUUAGGUGAUUUAUUUAGUGUGUUUCAUGUGCCAGACCUGCUUGCAAAGAGACUGGACUCUAUAUAAUUACAUUGGAUGUGUUCUUGUGAAGACAGGUUGAUCUGUUUUGGAAGUGACUGAGAACGAAGAUUGAUUAUGACCAAGCGGGAAAUUUAGAGUAGAACUAUGACCUUCAGUUAAUCAAAGAGGAAGAACUGUUUGACAUGACUGUACUUGUGAUGCCAAAAUGACUUGUCUAUUGUCAGAGUUUGUGAAAGUAAAUGCUAUUACAAAGCUUUAAUAUAGUAUAAAAUGUUAUGAAAUGUCAGUUUCGUAAUCAUAUUUCAAUUCCUGUUUUCAUCAAUAACAAGGGCUCGAUUCAAUCAAAUCCGCUUUAGCCAACAUCCGCAUAGCGGUUGUUUUGGCGGUAUGGGAACUGAGUUCGAGCUGUCAUAUCCACAAGUGGCUCCUGGCAUUAUACCUAAAGCGGACAUUGCCAUUCGCUGCACAAGUUGCAUUAACGAAAAUCCCAUGCAGCCUUAUUUACAAAUUUUAACACUGGAUUGUGAGAUAUAAUCUACACCUGAAUUAGGAUGAUAGAAAUGCUCAUGAUUUCAUUGGAUGAUUUAUAAAUUUGAGCAUAAUUAUUUCUAUAUAGCCUACAUUUUCUCAUUCUGAACUUCUAGCGCUUUGGCUUUCAUGGCAACGAUCGCAAGAGCAGCUGCUCACCGAUUAGACAGCUCUAGCAGUUUCACCUCUGACAUUGCCAAAACAUCUGCUAUGCGGGUGUCUGCUAUCGCCAGUUAAUGCUUGAUCUGACUGAAUCUAGGCCCUGGUCCUAUGUAAACUGAGAAAAGUUCAGCAAAGUGACAUUUUUUAACCACAGGGCAGCAAUGUACUGUAGUGUUUUGUUUGUGCUGUCUUGAUUGGUUGUGCAUACCACCCAACAACCCAAUGGGCAUCUGGACUUUUUCUGAAUGGCUAGUACUGUAAAUGCUCCCAUAUGAAAGAAACAGCUAUGAAAAAGAAAG
Molecule: messenger RNA, 7802 nt
Organism: Oncorhynchus mykiss (rainbow trout)
Lineage: Eukaryota; Metazoa; Chordata; Actinopteri; Salmoniformes; Salmonidae
Product: plexin-D1
Biological process (GO): regulation of cell shape; endothelial cell migration; regulation of cell migration
Cellular component (GO): plasma membrane; semaphorin receptor complex
Molecular function (GO): protein binding; semaphorin receptor activity
Source: RefSeq, a predicted model, not a curated record